AAGGAAAAGAGAAAUACAAGCAAACGUAUACCCAAAGAUAAUUAAAGGAAAUCAUUUCCUUUGAAACUGAAAAAAGAAUUCAUUCUUCUCCAAGAUGAAACUCAAAAGGAACCUCCAAUUUGUUUCUCAUGCAUGUGUCUCAAAACCAAUGUAUAUAUAACAGCUCAUUUCAUUUAGAAUUCACUUCGUCAUCAAUCUCCUUGAUUCAAGAAUAACCCUAGACAAAGCCAAAGAAGCCCUCAGAUGGAAACCAAGGUUGAAGAAACCCUGAACCUCUCUUAUGAUGAUUUUGAGCCCUUUUGCAAGUGGACAAGAGAGGAAGGACAUGACAAACUCGAGGUCCAUGUACAAGAUUUCAAAAUGGAACACAUGAGCAUCCAAAUACAGGAACCUGGUGUUGUGACAAUUACUGGAGAGAGACCUCUAGAUGACACUCACUGGAGCCGGUUUCGUAAACAAAUCAGAAUUCCGAAGGAUAGUAAAACAAAUGAAAUUCAAGCAAACCUUUAUGGGGAUAUUCUUCAUGUAGUUGUGCCUAGGAAAACUCCUGCACUUCCUGCCAAAAAAAGCAGCACCAAAACUAGUACAAUAACUGCAAGUAUGGCAUCAAAUUAUUUGUUUGGCUUAAUAAAGAGUGCAAUUUCGAGGCUAGAAAUGAACACCAUGUUAGCUCUACCAGUUGCAGGAGUGCUUGCUGUGGUGGUGGCUUUCGUAGGUUAUGCUUACAAAGAUUGUCACUGUGGAGAUGCUGAAAGCUAAUUGUUCCAUAUUUCAUUAUUGAAAUAUACUUCUAAUCCAGAUUCUGCA
This is a messenger RNA of Populus nigra (black poplar), 807 nucleotides long. Its product is annotated as inactive protein RESTRICTED TEV MOVEMENT 2-like. The transcript is spliced from 2 exons. The record is from RefSeq and is a predicted model, not a curated record. Bases 244 to 759 code for a protein of 171 amino acids. NCBI's taxonomy places the organism in Eukaryota, Viridiplantae, Streptophyta, Magnoliopsida, Malpighiales, Salicaceae.